UGCUCCUCCCUUUCGCCAGUGGAGUUUCACUACGAGCUUCUGCACCACACAGGGCAGACGGGAACACAAACACAAGCAAAAGCUGGCAGGCUGACACGUACGAGCAGCUUUACAGGACGGAUUAUCUGGUAACUGACCAUUUAGCUGUGGCACACUCGGACUCCGUGUAAACGUGUGAUUUUGACCAUGAGCUCAGUCGCUGUACUUACGCAAGAAAGCUUUAAUGAGCAUCGCAGUGGCCUUCUGCCGGAGCAGGUCAAAGCUGCUGUGGCAGGCCCUAGUGGUGCUGAAGAUGAGGAUAGCCUUCCCACCUACAAGGAUGCCUUUCCCCCUCUGCCUGAAAAGCCUUUGCCAGAGGGGGUACAGGAGACUGGAAAUGCCUGGACGUCUAAGAUCAAACCUCUCAAGUCCUCAGCAAUUACCCAGGUUUUCCAUGUGCCUCUGGAAGAGCGCAAGUACAAGGACAUUAACCAGUUUGGAGAAGGAGACCAGGCUAAAGUAUGUCUUGAUAUUAUGCACAAGACUGGAGCCCACCUGGAACUCUCCAUGGCUAAAGAUCAAGGCCUCUCCAUAAUGGUCUCUGGGAAGCAUGACGCAGUCAUGAAAGCCCGUAAAGAGAUUGUGUCCCGACUGCAGACUCAGGCUUCAGCUACUGUGGCCAUCCCCAAAGAACAUCAUCGCUUUGUCAUCGGUAAGAGUGGGGAGAAGCUGCAGGAGCUAGAGCUGAAGACUGCCACCAAGAUCCAGAUCCCUAGACCCGAAGACCCCAGUAACCUCAUCAAGAUCUCUGGAACCAAGGAAGGCUUGGAGAAGGCCAAGCACGAGAUCCUGCUCAUCUCUGCUGAGCAGGAUAAGCGUGCUGUGGAGAGAAUGAACAUUGAAAAGGUGUAUCACCCCUUCAUCACUGGAGCUUAUAGCAAGCUGGUGGGGGAGUUGAUGCAGGAGACAGGAGCCCGUAUUAAUGUCCCCCCACCAAGUGUGAACAAAACUGAGAUCGUCAUCACUGGGGAGAAAGAGCAGGUGGCCCUGGCCAUGGUCAAGAUCAAGAAGAUUUAUGAGGAGAAGAAGAAGAAUGCCACCACUAUUGCAGUGGAGGUGAAGAAAUCUCAGCACAAGUAUGUAAUUGGGCCUAAGGGUAACACCCUGCAAGAGAUCCUGGACAGGACCGGCGUCUCGGUCGAGAUCCCACCCCUCGACAGCAGCUCAGAGACAGUAAUCCUGCGUGGGGAGCCAGACCGGCUGGGCCAGGCACUCACUGAAGUGUAUGCCAAGGCCAACAGCUACACGGUGUCCUCAGUCUCUGCUCCCUCUUGGCUUCAUCGUUUCAUUAUUGGCAAGAAAGGACAAAAUCUGGCAAAGAUCACGCAGCAAAUGCCCAAGGUGCACAUUGAGUUCACUGAGGGAGAGGACAAGAUCACGCUGGAGGGUCCCACCAAAGAUGUACAGAUAGUACAGGGUCAAAUUGAAGCCGUUGUUACAGAUCUGGUUAGCCGAAUGGACUACACUGAGAUUAGUGUAGACCCCAAGUUCCACCGACACUUAAUUGGGAAAGGUGGCGCAAACAUUAACCGCAUAAAGGAGCACCACAAAGUGUCAGUCCGCAUUCCACCUGACAACGAGAAGAGUAACCUGAUCCGUAUCGAGGGUGACCCCCAGGGAGUGCAGGAGGCCAAGAAGGAGCUGCUGGAGCUAGCGUCACGCAUGGAGAAUGAGCGUACAAAGGACAUGAUCAUUGAACAGCGUUUUCAUCGAGCCAUCAUCGGACAGAAAGGGGAGAAAGUUAAGGAAAUUCGGGAUAAGUUCCCUGAGGUCAUCAUCAACUUCCCUGACCCAAUGCAGAAAAGUGACAUUGUACAACUACGUGGACCUCGCACUGAGGUGGAAAAAUGCACGAAGUUUAUGCAGAAAGUGGUGGCUGAAAUGGUAUUUCAGGUUGAUGUUCGGUUCCCUCAGAGUGGAGCUGCGAAGCCCAAUUUAGUGACUGUGACUGGCCGUCCAGAACAGGUUGAUGAAGCCAUUGAUCACCUUCUAAACCUGGAGGAGGAAUAUCUGUCUGAUGUAGUUGAAAAUGAAGCCAAAAUGGCCUAUAUGAAGCCUUCUGGUUCCACUGCCUCCAGCAUGGAAGAACCUCGAGGCCCAUCCAAGGGCUUUGUUGUGCGGGAGGCUCCUUGGGCCACUGGCAAUGAAAAGGCCCCCGAUAUGAGCAGUUCUGAGGAAUUCCCCAGUUUUGGUGCACCUGUGACUAAUGCGAGAUCAUCUCCAUGGGGACCCAAACGUUUUUGAAAUGUCUCCUUCAGUGGUUAUGUUGCAACCUCCUGUUUCCCCUUACUAUAACCCCUCAUUUGGAUGUGGAUGGACCACUUACCAUAACCCCCCCACAAUCAAUACAGG
Molecule: messenger RNA, 2391 nt
Organism: Sinocyclocheilus grahami
Lineage: Eukaryota; Metazoa; Chordata; Actinopteri; Cypriniformes; Cyprinidae
Product: vigilin-like
Exons: 17
Coding region: 187-2283 (698 amino acids)
Molecular function (GO): mRNA binding
Source: RefSeq, a predicted model, not a curated record